Molecule: messenger RNA, 6041 nt
Organism: Physeter macrocephalus (sperm whale)
Lineage: Eukaryota; Metazoa; Chordata; Mammalia; Artiodactyla; Physeteridae
Gene: NCAPD2
Product: non-SMC condensin I complex subunit D2
Exons: 36
Coding region: 1-5241 (1746 amino acids)
Biological process (GO): cell adhesion; mitotic chromosome condensation; immune response
Cellular component (GO): membrane; condensed chromosome, centromeric region; condensin complex
Molecular function (GO): histone binding; coreceptor activity
Source: RefSeq, a predicted model, not a curated record
AUGGACCCCGGAACCUCUCUUAGGCACCUGUUCCUGGUGCUGCAACUGGUGAUGCUCUCACCUGGCACUCAGGGGAAAAAAGUGGUGCUGGGUAAGGCAGGAGACCUCGCAGAGCUGCCCUGCAAAGCUUCCCAGAAUAAGAGCCUGCCCUUCAGCUGGAAAAAUUCUUACCAGACCAAGAUUCUGGGGCGUAUUGGCUCCUUCUGGCACAAAGGUUCCUCCAACCUGAACUCUCGAGUCGAAUCGAAAAGAAACCUGUGGGACCAAGGAUCCUUUCCUCUGGUCAUCAAGGAUCUUGAAGUACCAGACUCGGGGACUUACAUCUGCGAAGUGGAGGACAAGAGGAUAGAGGUGGAAUUGAAGGUGUUCAGAUUGACUGCCAGCUCGGACACGCGCUUGCUGCUGGGACAGAGCCUGACCCUGACCUUGGAAGGCCCCUCUGGCAGUAACCCUUCGGUGCAAUGGCAAGGUCCAGGGAAUAGAAGGGAGAAUGAGGCCAAGAGUCUGUCACUGCCCCAGGUGGGGUUGCAGGACAGCGGCACGUGGACAUGUACCGUCUCCCAGGACCAGCAGACGCUGGUGUUCAGCAAACGCAUCCUGGUGCUAGCCUUCCAGGAGGUCUCCAGCACAGUCUAUGCAAAGGACGGGGAGCACAUGAACUUUUCCUUCCCCCUCACAUUCGAAGAUGAAAAUCUGAGCGGGGAGCUGAGGUGGCUGCAGGCGGAGGGGAGUUCCUCCCCCGAGUCCUGGAUCACCUUCACCUCGAAGAACAAGGUGGUGACUGUGCAAAAUGCUCGCAAGGACCUCAAGCUCCACCUGAAUGAGAGGCUCCCGCUCCACCUCACUUUGCCCCGGGCUUUGCCUCAGUACGCAGGUUCUGGAAACCUGACCCUGAAUCUCACCAAGGGGAAGUUGUCUCAGGAAGUGAACCUUGUGGUGAUGAGAGUGACUAAGUCCCCAAACAGUUUGACCUGUGAGGUGCUGGGACCCACCUCCCCCAGCCUGACACUGAGCUUGAAGUUGGAGAACCAGAGUAUGAGGGUCUCAGCUCAGCAGAAGCUGGUGACGGUGCUGGGCCCUGAAGCAGGGAUGUGGCAGUGUCUACUGAGCGACAAGGGCAAAGUCCUGCUGGAAUCCAAGGUCAAGAUUUCUUUCAUCUUUAUAGCAUUUCAGGCUGCCUUUCUAGCUCAGGGGCCCCUGGCUAUGCUGGAGCAUUUUGAUACCAUCUACAGCAUUCUGCAUCACUUUCGAAGUAUAGACCCUGGCCUCAAGGAAGAUACUCUGGAAUUCCUGAUAAAAGUGGUAUCCCGCCACUCCCAGGUACUUCCCGCCAUCUUGGAUGAUGCAACUUUGAGUGGGUCAGAUAGAAGCGCACACCUAAAUGCCCUCAAGAUGAACUGCUAUGCUCUGAUAUGCCUCUUGGAAUCCUUUGAGACCAUGACCAGCCAGACAAGCCUCAUGGACCUGGACCUUGGUGGGAAGGGUAGGAAAGCCCGGGCCAAGGCAACCCAUGGCUUUGACUGGGAAGAAGAGAGGCAACCAAUUCUUCAGCUUUUAACACAGCUGCUCCAGUUGGACAUCCGUCACCUGUGGAGUCACUCAAUAAUCGAAGAGGAGUUUGUCAGUUUGGUUACUGGCUGCUGCUACCGCCUCCUAGAGAACCCCACCAUUAGUCACCAGAAGAACCGCUCCACCCGGGAAGCCAUAACACACCUGCUUGGUGUCGCCUUGACACGUUAUAACCAUAUGCUGAGUGCCACUGUGAAGAUCAUCCAGAUGCUGCAGCACUUUGAACACCUGGCAUCUGUACUGGUGGCAGCUGUGAGUCUGUGGGCAACUGAUUAUGGAAUGAAGAGCAUAGUAGGAGAGAUUGUAAGAGAGAUUGGACAGAAGUGUCCCCAGGACUUGAGUCGGGACCCUUCAGGGGCAAAGGGCUUUGCCGCCUUCCUGACAGAACUAGCGGAGCGUGUCCCGGCCAUCCUGAUGUCCAGCAUGUGCAUUCUACUAGAUCAUCUGGAUGGAGAGCACCACGUGAUGCGCAAUGCCGUGCUGGCGGCCAUGGCGGAGAUGGUGCUGCAGGUUCUGAGCGGGGAUCAGCUGGAGGCGGCAGCCCGGGACACCCGAGACCAGUUCUUAGGCACCUUGCAGGCCCACGGCCACGACGUCAGCUCCUUUGUGCGCAGCCGAGUUUUGCAACUCUUUACCCGAAUCGUCCAGCAGAAGGCUCUGCCCCUGACACAUUUCCAGGCAGUGGUGGCCUUAGCAGUGGGGCGUCUGGCAGACAAGUCGGUGCUGGUUUGUAAAAACGCCAUCCAGCUGCUGGCCAGUUUUCUCGCCAAUAAUCCCUUUUCCUGCAAGCUUAGUGAUGCUGACCUUGCUGGACCGCUGCAGAAGGAAACCCAGAAAUUACAAGAGAUGAGGGCCCAGAGGCGAGCUGCAGCUGCUUCCGCAGUGCUGGACCCAGGGGAGGAGUGGGAAGCCAUGCUGCCAGAGUUGAAGGCUACCCUGCAGCAGCUGCUGAAGCUUCCCCAGGAAGGAGAGGGGAUGCCUGAGGAGGUUGCCGAAACAGAGACGGCGGAAGAGGUGGAAGGACGCAUCCGUCGAUUGCUAGCCAAAGCUAGUUACAAGCAGGCCAUCAUUCUCACUCAAGAAGCCAUAGGCCACUUCCAGGAUUCUGAGCCUUUCUGUCAUAUGGACCCAGAGGAGUCAGAGAAGACCAGGUUCCUGAAUCUCUUAGGAACUAUCUUCAAAGGCCCAGCAGCUCCCACACAGGAGAAGAAUCCCCAGGGGGCUGCAGGGAACUUGGGCCCAGGAGAGACUGGCUGUAAAGACAAGCCCAGUGUGUCAGAGCCUGAGAAAUGCAGGGAAAACGAUGAGCUGGUGAAGCAGGAGAUGCUGGUGCAGUAUCUGCAGGACGCCUACAGCUUCUCUCUGAAGAUCACAGAGGCCAUUGGCAUCAUAAGCAAGAUGAUGUAUGAACACACAACUACAGUGGUACAGGAGGUGAUUGAAUUCUUUGUGACGGCGCUCCAAUUUGGGGUUCCCCAGGCCCUGCUCGGGGUGCGCCGCGUGCUGCCUCUCAUCUGGUCGAAGGAGCCUGGUGUCCGGGAAGCUGUGCUGAAUGCCUACCGCCAACUUUACCUCAGACCUAAGGGGGACUCCGCCAGAGCCAAGGCCCAGACUUUGAUUCACAAUCUCUCUUUGCUGCUAGUGGAUGCCUCAGUUGGGACCAUUCAGUGUCUUGAGGAAAUUCUCUGUGAGUUUGUGCAGAAGGAUGAAUUGAAACCAGCAGUGACCCAAGUGCUGUGGGAGCGGGCAACCAAGAAGGUGCCCUGCUCUCCUCUGGAGCGCUGUUCCUCUGUCAUGCUUCUUGGGAUGAUGGCACGGGGAAAACCAGAAAUUGUGGGAAGCAACUUAGACACACUGGUGAGCAUAGGGCUGGACGAGAAGCUUCCACAGGACUACAGAUUGGCCCAACAGGUGUGCCAUGCCAUUGCCAACAUCUCCGACAGGAGGAAGCCUUCUCUGGGCAAACGUCACCCUCCCUUCCGGCUGCCUCAGGAACACUGCUUGUUUGAGCGACUGCAGGAGACGGUCACAAAAGGCGUUAUCCACCCAGACCCACUCUGGAUCCCAUUCAAGGAGGCGGCGGUGACCCUCAUUUACCAGCUGGCAGAGGGCCCCGAGGUGAUCUGUGCCCGGAUGCUGCAGGGCUGUGCAAAGCAGGCCCUGGAGAAGCUGGGAGAGAAAAGCACCCCCCACGGGGCCCCAAAGGACACCCCCAUGCUCCCCACUUUCCUGUUGAUGAACCUGCUGUCCCUGGCCGGGGAUGUGGCUCUGCAGCAGCUGGUGCAUCUGGAGCAGGCAGUGAGUGGAGAGCUCUGUCGGCGCCGAGUUCUUCGGGAAGAACAGGAGCAUAAGAAGAAAGAACCAAAGGAGAAGAAUCCAACCUCUGAGGCCACCAUGGAGGAGGAGAUGGGGCUGGUUGGGGCUACAGCUGACGACACCGAGGCAGAACUCAUCCGCGGCAUCUGUGAGCUGGAGCUGCUAGAUGGCAAACAGACACUGGCUGCCUUUGUUCCACUUCUGCUGCAAGUCUGCAACAACCCUGGUCUCUACAGCAACCCAGAGCUCUCUGCAGCCGCUUCACUCGCCCUCGGCAAGUUCUGCAUGAUCAGUGCCACUUUCUGUGACUCCCAGCUUCGUCUUCUGUUCACCAUGCUAGAGAAGUCGUCACUCCCCGUCGUUCGCGCUAACCUCAUGAUUGCUACCGGGGAUCUGGCCAUCCGCUUCCCCAACCUGGUGGACCCCUGGACCCCUCAUCUGUACGCUCGUCUCCGGGACCCCGCUCAGCAAGUGCGGAAAACAGCCGGGCUGGUGAUGACCCACCUGAUCCUGAAGGACAUGGUGAAGGUGAAGGGGCAGGUGAGCGAGAUGGCCGUGCUGCUCAUCGACCCUGCCCCUCAGAUCGCUGCCCUGGCCAAGAACUUCUUCAAUGAGCUCUCCCACAAGGGCAAUGCGAUCUAUAACCUCCUUCCAGAUAUCAUCAGCCGCCUGUCAGCCCCUGAGGGAGGAGUGGAGGAGGAGCCUUUCCACACCAUCAUGAAGCAGCUCCUUUCCUACAUCACCAAGGACAAGCAGACCGAGAGCCUUGUGGAGAAGCUGUGUCAGCGGUUCCGCACGGCCCAGACCGAGCGCCAGUACCGGGACCUGGCCUACUGCGUGUCACAGCUGCCUCUCACAGAGCGGGGCCUCCGCAAGAUGCUGGAAAACUUUGACUGCUUUGGAGAUAAACUGUCAGACGAGUCCGUCUUCAGCGCCUUUUUGUCCGUUGUGGGCAAGUUGCGGCGUGGAGCCAAGCCCGAGGGCAAGGCUGUAAUAGAUGAAUUCGAGCAGAAGCUUCAGGCCUGUCACACCAGAGGUUUGGAUGCAAUAGAGGAACUUGAGAUUGGCCAAGCGGGUAGCCAGAGAGCCCCAUCAGCCAGGAAACAGCCUGCUGUCUCUAGACACCGGCAUCUGGCUUCUGCAGCGUCACAAAGUGACUUUGUCACACCUGAGCCCCGCCGUACUACCCGAUGGCGUCCGGGCACCCAGCAGCAAGUUUCAAGAAAGAAACUCAGAAUUGUCUUCUCAAGUGAUGAGUCCAGCGAGGAAGAACCAUCAGCAGAGAUGACAGAAGAUGAGACACCCAAGAAAACCACCCCCAUCCGCCGAGCAUCUGCUCACAGGCACAGGUCCUAGGGGCAGCCUUGCCUGUUCCCAACCCUGCUGUGCAGGUGUCUUGUGGAGUGACCUUGAAUUCCAUUCCCCUUGUAAAAUACUUGUUUGCCUGUCUCCUUGUUUUUUUAAUGCAUAAAUGGUCUUUAUGACAGACAGCUUUGCUCUUAAACUAGCCUAACUGAGCCGAGUUGAGCUGCUUUCCUUGGAAUAUACAUUUGCCAGUUUCCUAGUUUUCCAAUGAAUAAAUGUUUUUAUAUACUUUUGGAGGUUUUUCCUAAGCUCAUCCUUGUUUCAUCUUUCUCGUUAGCCCAGAGGCAGGCAGCAGAUAGAGGGUUAUUGAUCCAGAAGGAGAAGCUGGGCCCAGGAGUCUGGGGCCUGUCCCGGCGUAUGCUGAGUUUCACGGCCCCUCAGUGCCUCGUCUUUGCCUCUCGACCCCUCCCCGCUGCACGCGUGGCAGGAUUGCUCCGCUGUGCAGACCUGGGCGGCGUCUAGACUCGAGAUCCGCACUUCUCAAUCCGGGGGCGAUUUUGCCCUGCAGGGCACAGUCGGCAACAUCUAGAGACUAUUUUUGUGGUCACCACCCAGCGGGGAGGGGUGCUACCAGCAGCCAGGGGGCUGAGGCCAGCCGUGUUGCUCAGUAUCCUACAAUGCGCAGGACAGAUCCCACCUCAGAGAAUGCUCCGGCCCAAAAUGUCAGUGAAGCUGAAGUUGAGAAACCCUCCUCUCCACCAAGGGCUGCCUUCUGUCCUGCCCUCACCCCGACUCGUGCCCCUGACCCCAUCUCUAAAGACAGGUGACUGACCUGGCCAGGCUGAUGGGAG